AUGUUUGCAGACGAAAGAGAAGAUACGCUUAGAGAAGUAGCUGCCUGUGGAAAUAUUAAAGCAGUACUUCACUUUGCUCAUGCAGGUGUUAACUUGAACUCUCAGAAUAAAGUGAACGGAUGGACAGCGUUACAUUGGGCAGCUCACCGCGGUCAUGAACAUGUCAUCACUGCCUUACUCAAAAGUGGAGCUGAUCCUCUAAUAAAGACACAUAAGGGACAAACUGCUCUAGAUUUGGCAGUUAAGCAUGAAGCUUGUGUGGCUCUCUUGAAAGAGGCUAUGGGCGAACAAGCUCAAACAAACGUUGGACCUGAACCUGAGCUGCCUAUCGUUCCAACUUAUUUGAAAAAUCCAGACUUGGAAAAGACGUGGCUAUUGCCUGAUGAAUUUACGGAAAAUAAAGUCGAGAAUAUAGUGAGGAAACAAAAGGCAAAGGACAUGUUGAACACACCAACCGUGAUAGCAGAAGAAAAGAAAGAAGAUAAAAAUGAAGACGAAAAGGAAAUCUUGGUUUAUUUAUCUGCACGUAAAGAUGAUAGUUUACUUGGUUCAGUCUACUUGAAAGAUCAAUCGAUUGAAUCAGCCUUGGAAAUCAUUAAACAGGAAAUCGAUGGAUUACCCGAUAAGUUUGGACUUGUUCGACAUAAUGGAAAAGUCAGUAUUCCAAUUAACCCCAAGCAGAUGAACAAGAGGUUGUUUGAAUUAUUUAGAGCAGAGGAAGAUGCGUUGAUCAUUGUACAAUUAGGGUAA
Messenger RNA from Rhizopus microsporus ATCC 52813, 750 nucleotides. Its product is annotated as ankyrin. NCBI's taxonomy places the organism in Eukaryota, Fungi, Mucoromycota, Mucoromycetes, Mucorales, Rhizopodaceae. The transcript is spliced from 4 exons. The record is from RefSeq and is a predicted model, not a curated record. Gene Ontology annotation, molecular function: protein binding. Bases 1 to 750 code for a protein of 249 amino acids.